AUGGAGGGCGGAGAAUGCAGUAGACCAUCUUCGAAAAUCAAACUGCACAUUUACAGCAAAGUUCCAAGAAAAAAGCAUGUUAGUGAAAACCUUUUUGUAAGGACCUAUACUAAAAAUCCAAGGAGAAAACCUAAACCUUGGACACCCGAGGAGUCGGAAGCACUGAUCAAAGGAAUCAAGGAGUUUGGGCAUGGGAAAUGGAAAGAGAUUCUGGAGAAGUACAAGGAUGUGUUCAAAGAGGACAGGAAGCACAUCGACUUGAGUGAUAAGUUCCGAGUGAUGAGCAAAAAGGCGUCCUACUACUACACCACAAAGAUAAACUUCAUCGAAGUCAAUGACGAAGGAGAAGAGAUUUCAAAUGAAUUUGGAGAGAGGCGUGUGUAUCCCUCCAAAUUCCCCUAUUCUGCAGCAAAGAAGGCUGGGUUAUACAGGCUGUCCUCUGGAAUGAAGGAGGCAGUGAUUAACAUACAGGGAGAAAGAAACGGAGUUGUAGUUCGGCACAAGUAUCAUGUGACUAAGUCUCAAGAUUCACGCUCUGGAGUCCAUCUGGUCAAGAUAGGCAGUGAAACCAUAGAAAAAGUCAAGGAGAUAAAGAAUUUGCCAAAGACCUUAGAUUCCAAAGAAUAA
Encephalitozoon intestinalis ATCC 50506 is the source of this 627-nucleotide messenger RNA. RefSeq lists its product as uncharacterized. The transcript has a single exon. NCBI's taxonomy places the organism in Eukaryota, Fungi, Microsporidia, Unikaryonidae. Gene Ontology annotation, molecular function: protein binding. The record is from RefSeq and is a predicted model, not a curated record. The coding region runs from base 1 to 627 and encodes 208 amino acids.